AUGGGUUGCUCAAACACUUUAUUGCUCCUUGUCCUUGCCGUUGCUGUUGUUGCUCUUAUGUUCUUUGAGGUGUCAUCAGCUCGUGAGCUUGUUGAGGGAGUUCAACCCAAGGAGAGAGCACAUGGAAAUCUGGCUCACUUCCAGGGACAGGAUGACAAAGAAGACCACAAGCACAAGAAGGGGUAUGGUUACGGCCAUGGGUCUGAAUACGAACACGGCCACAAACACGGACAUGAGCAUAGCCACGGUUAUGGGUAUGGUCAUGGACACGAGCACAGCCACAAGCACAAGCAAGCGCAUGUAUACAGACACAGGCAUGAGCACACGCACAAGCAUAAGCAUAGCCACAAGUAUGGACAUAAGCAUGAGCACGGACAUGGACAUGGGAAAGGGCAUGGCCACAGACAUUAUGGGAAAGCCACCACCGUGGAAGGCCAGGGAAUGGUGGCACAAGUGGACACUAAACUUGGAAAUUAA
This is a messenger RNA of Hevea brasiliensis (rubber tree), 477 nucleotides long. RefSeq lists its product as uncharacterized. The record is from RefSeq and is a predicted model, not a curated record. The transcript has 2 exons. Bases 1 to 477 code for a protein of 158 amino acids. Lineage: Eukaryota; Viridiplantae; Streptophyta; Magnoliopsida; Malpighiales; Euphorbiaceae.